Molecule: messenger RNA, 642 nt
Organism: Candidula unifasciata
Lineage: Eukaryota; Metazoa; Mollusca; Gastropoda; Stylommatophora; Geomitridae
Source: the annotation of a GenBank genome assembly
AUGUUGCUGAUAUCCAAGAUAUGUUGUUUAAAGUGUGCACUUAUUAUUCAGGUGCAGUUUUUCCGAGCCUGGCAGAGGUACACAGUCUCCUGCAGGGAACACAGAAACAGGAAGGAAACACUAGCACAUGCGUCAGAGAUGUUUUGUAGACAUAGACUGCUGUCUAGUCUCUUGACUGUAUGGAGGGCUAGAGCUUCCCACAGCUCCAAGAUGAAGCAAGCUAGUUCCCUCUAUCACCUUCGUGGGCUCAGGAAAGGCUUUCAGGCACUCAGGUGGUCAGUCAGACAAUCCAAGAACCUGACCAGCACACUAGAGGUUAGGGUUCAGGCUAUAUUGAUCAAGGCCAGCUUUCAGAAGUGGAAAACUGGAGCAGAAAGACGGCGACAAGAAAAUUUAAGAAAAGUUUUCAACAUGUGGAGAUGUUUUGUUUCAGAAACUCACAAAAUUCGUCAUAUGACUGAAAUAAUCUGUGAAAAUGUCAAGACUGAUGUCCUGAGAUGUUGGAAGAAAAUUUUCAACAAACGAGUGAAGAAAAAUCUGGCAUACAACCAGGUCAGAACCACUUUACUGCGACAUACAUUUGCUUCCUGGCGAGCUCAUUAUUCGCAGCAAAAGGAGAAGAGGGACAAGUACUCAUUGGCU